UGCACAAAUUGUGGCGGUUCGGUAGUAAUGUCUGCUCGUCCGGAAGAUCCUUUACAGAAGAGCCGUCGACGAAAGCGACGUGAGCUGACGGAAGAGCAAAAGCAGGAAAUCAAAGAAGCGUUUGAUCUCUUUGAUGCAGACAAAGAUCAAGCAAUAGACUACCACGAACUCAAGGUAGCAAUGCGCGCGCUAGGCUUUGAGGUAAAGAAACAAGAAGUGCUAAAAGUACUGCGAGAUUACGAUCGAGAGGGAACAGGAAAGAUCACGUUUCAGGAUUUCUUUGAAGUCAUGAGUGACUGGAUUCGAGAUCGUGACCCAAGAGAAGAGAUCUUGAAGGCAUUUGACUUGUUUGAUGACGAUCAAACCGGGAAGAUUAGCAUUCGAAAUCUUCGACGAGUAGCACGUGACUUGGGAGAAACGAUAUCAGAAGACGAACUAAGAGCAAUGAUUGACGAAUUUGAUACAGAUGGAGAUGGUGAAAUUAGUAAAGAAGACUUCAUGGCCAUUAUGACUGGUGACACGUGAAGAUGUAACUGAAUAGGUGUAGUUACUUAGCAACAUGUAUUAGUGUAUCAUACUUUAGUUUAACGCACCUGGUAAUCUUGCUGCUUGUAGAUCACUUUUUACUGUAUUUGUGCAGGAUUUUAGGACAAUCCCAAUAGUACAUUCAAAGUUGUUCUUUGAAUUGUAUCGUUGUAAUUGGCUGAUUGAAGAGACGAAUGAGAGUUUUCUGGUUUUGAGAUUUAACGAGUAGUUUCUCAAUACCUUAUUCUAUUUGAU
Molecule: messenger RNA, 780 nt
Organism: Corticium candelabrum
Lineage: Eukaryota; Metazoa; Porifera; Homoscleromorpha; Homosclerophorida; Plakinidae
Product: centrin-3-like
Exons: 4
Cellular component (GO): myosin II complex
Molecular function (GO): calcium ion binding
Source: RefSeq, a predicted model, not a curated record